AUGGCGAUAACUAGGAGAACGAACAUGGAAGAACAUCAAACCGAAGAAGAAGAGCACGUGGAAGUGGUAGAUGAAACUGAUCUUUCGGAGACUGUUCGACUGAUGAAGCGAGAGAUGGAGAAAAUGAAGCAGCAGCGAGAAAAGGAUGCGAGGGAGCUUUCAGCCUUGAGAGCCGAGAAUGAGGCGUUGAGAAAUCAAGAUUCAUCGUGGAAACCUACUCAGGCCACUAACACGCAAACCCAGGGGUCAUAUCAAUCCCAGGCAGUACACACCUCGGCCCCUCAUGCCUCGGCGGUGGCACCUCAAAAAUUCCCUUCGGUCAUACCAACAGUAGGCCGACCCACAGAUUUGGCAACUAUCGGAUCGCACCGACACCCAUUCACUUCAUCCAUCAUGCAACUCUCUUUGAUGGACAAUUGGAAAUCUUUACCUAUCGAUAAGUAUGAUGGUACCACUGACCCUGAUGAACAUCUCGAUGUUUUCCUUACGCAGGUAACCUUGAGCACUACGGACGACGCUGCCUUAUGUCGUAUCUUCCCAACGUCUCUCAAAGGUAGGGCCUUGAGUUGGUUCACCCGACUACCUCCCAAUUCAAUCGAUUCUUUCAGCACCUUGUCGUCACAGUUCACUAUCCAGUUCGCGACAAGCCGUCCCCAUAGCUUGACCUCUCUGUCACUAGUCAGCCUUCGGCAAGACAAGAAGGAGACGCUUCGUGCGUUCAUGGAUCGGUUCAAUAAGGCAGCCCUAGAAAUUCGAGACCUCAACCCGGCCGUAGCGCUUCAUCAUCUGACCACAGCGCUAAAGCCGGGGCCAUUCGUCAAUAGCCUUUGCAAGAAACCUCCUACAGAUAUUAACGACCUGCGAAGAAGAGCAGAUAAAUAUAUGCAGAUGGAGGAGUUGGCCGAGUUCCGAAAUCAAGCCCGAGUUGAACCGUCGGGAAAGCCCGAAAAACCGGCGGAACCAUCCUAUCGGGGGCGAGGUAAGGAGAUCACACUUCGGGAUCGGCCAACGCGGGGUCCGAAGUACACUCACUACACUCCACUCAAUGCAAGCCGCGCUGCAGUUCUUGAACAAGCUCUAACAUCGGAGGUUCUGGCCGUCCCAAAAAGAGCUGCCACGCCACCGCGCGCCGAUACUAGUAAAUCUUGUCGGUACCAUCGCAAUAGGGGGCACUCUACCGAAGAGUGUGCGGCCCUCAGAGACAAAAUUGAAGAUUUAAUCAAGCAAGGGCAGCUUCAUAAGUUCGUGGAUCGGUCUGAUUCGCAACGCCAACGUCAACCUAGACAUGACCCACCUCGGCAAAAUCGCGCCGAUAGACCUCGCCGCGAGCGAAGCAGAUCACGUGAGAGGAAAGAUGAGCCGACAUCUUCCCAUAGGCGAGUCAUCAACACCAUCGCGGGGGGAUUUGCGGGAGGAGGUUCAACCUCUUCGGCGCAAAAGAGGCAUUUACGCGCCGUCCGGUCGGUCAAUAUGGUCAGUCGGCAACCUGUUCGAAGAUUACCCGCUAUAACCUUCACUGACGCUGACUUCCAAGGGAUCGAUCCCAUACAAGACGAUCCAAUGGUAAUUAGUGUUGAAAUCCACAAUUGCAUAAUCAAGAAAACCUUGGUGGAUCAGGGCAGUUCGGCCGACAUUUUGUACUGGAAUACCUUCAAGCAGUUGGGGAUCUCAGAAAAAGAACUCAUGCCAUACGAUGAUCCCUUGGUUGGAUUCUCGGGAGAAAGAGUCAGUACCAAGGGGUACAUUAAGCUUUUCACUCGCUUCGGUGUCAACGAGCAAGAGUACAAGGAAAUCCAAGUUAAGUACAUAGUGGUACAUGCUAAUACUUCCUACAACAUUCUCCUCGGUCGGCCGUCAUUGAAUAGGUUGGGAGCUAUUGUCUCAACACCACAUCUCGCAAUGAAAUUUCCAUCCGACAAGGGAAAAAUUCUUACAAUGCAUGCCGACCAAAAGGCAGCUCGAGAAUGUUACUUCGCUAGUUUGCGAGUAGCCCCCGUGGAAGAAAAGCAAUCGAAGUCAAGGAGAGUUCACGUGGUAAACCCUAUGGUAGCAGAUAAAUCCUCGGCAUGGGACUUGGAUCCAAGAAUGAAUGCAGAUGAGCGAAUGGAGUCAAUAGAAGAAAAAGUUGCAGUCCGGAUCGGCCCCGAUACAUCGCAAGUCACGUACUUGGGAGCCGGAUUAUCUGAAUCAGAUCGCCGUGCGUUAAGCAAGGUCAUUCAGAAGCACGGAGAUCUUUUUGCAUGGAUCCCCUCAGAUAUGCCAGGCAUCGAUCCUAAGGUUAUGUGCCACAAGCUCUCUGUUUGCCGAGAGGCCAAGCCUAUAGCCCAACGAAAAAGGAAGAUGGGCACCGAAAGGAAACUAGCGGUUGAAAAUGAAGUGGCCAAACUACUUGAAGCGAGGUUCAUCCGGGAAGUACAAUACACAACAUGGCUUGCUAACGUAGUUAUGGUCAAAAAACCAAACGGAAAAUGGCGAAUGUGCACGGAUUACACCAACCUGAACAAAGCCUGCCCAAAGGAUGCUUAUCCUUUGCCCAACAUUGAUCGUCUGGUUGAUGGUGCCUCGGGGCACAACAUGUUGACAUUUCUCGAUGCCUAUUCAGGAUAUAAUCAGAUCCAAAUGCACCCACAGGAUGAGGAGAAGACGGCUUUUAUCACCGACUCGGCUAACUAUUGUUAUCGAGUAAUGCCAUUCGGCCUUAAGAACGCCGGUGCAACGUAUCAACGACUUAUGAACAAAAUAUUCAAAAGUCAGAUCGGCAAAAAUAUGGAGGUUUAUGUGGACGAUAUGGUUGUCAAAUCCAAUAACCUUAAUCAUCACAUCACAGACUUGAGUGAGAUCUUCCACCAAAUUCGGCAUUAUAACAUGAGACUCAAUCCAGAAAAGUGCGUCUUCGGAGUCGCAGGCGGCAAAUUCCUUGGCUUCAUGCUUUCGGCCAGAGGCAUUGAAGCCAACCCUGAUAAGUGCCGAGCCGUGAUCGAAAUGCGAAGUCCUCAAAGUGUCAAAGAAGUACAACGAUUGGCUGGUCGGCUUACAGCUCUGUCAAGGUUUCUCCCAUGCCUCACAGAAGUAGCAAAACCAAUCUUGAAACUUCUAAGAAGAACAAAGAAAUUCGCAUGGCCCGAAGAGUGUGAAACGGCUUUUCAAGCGUUGAAGUUGCGUCUCGGAACGCCCCCAAUACUCUCUAAGCCCGACCCAUCAUCGGCCCUUGUGGUAUACCUGUGUGUCUCCCAGGAAGCCAUUAGCUCAGUCUUGAUACAAGAAAAAGAAACUCAAGUGCCCAUUUAUUUUAUCAGUCGCAUGUUGCAAGACUCGGAGAGUCGGUACCAAUUACUUGAAAAAGUGGCACUCGGAUUGGUUCACACUGCUCGGAGAUUGCGGCAAUAUUUCCAGGGACAUAAGAUUGUGGUUCGAACUGACUGCCCUAUCGCUAAGGUCUUACGGAAACCCGAGCUCGCAGGCCGAAUGAUGGCAUGGUCCGUUGAACUGUCGGAGUUUGACAUAUCAUUCGAGCCAAGGGGGCCGAUUAAAUCACAACACUGGGCUGAGUUCAUUAAUGAGUUGCAACCUAGUGGUCAAUUCCAAAGCGAUCAAUGGACAAUGCACGUUGAUGGCUCUUCGAACAACGUUGGCAGCGGGGCAGGCAUAAUUCUUGAAGGACCAAAGGGGAUUAUCCUUGAGCAGUCAAUGCACUUCGGAUUCCGAGCCUCCAACAAUCAGGCCGAAUACGAGGCGCUAUUAGCAGGGCUAAGAUUGGCAGAUGAUAUUGGGGUUCGGCGUUUAAUUUGCUGGACAGAUUCACAGAUUGUGUCGGAGCAAGUUAACAAUCACUUUCAAGUAAAGGAUCCCAACCUGCUCCGUUAUUAUCACCUCUUCCACAACAUGUGCUCCAAGUUCGAUGAAAUACAAGUACGACACACGCCAAGAGAAAACAAUGAACGCGCCGAUCAACUAGCCAGGUUAGCAAGCAGUUCCAGAAAACCAGGUCAGCUAAGAACUACCUUGCACCUAGAAUUACCCACUCCAAGCACCGCUAUGACCGAUAGCAUGGUGGUAGAAGAAACAGGAUCAGAAUCACCCGAUACAUCUUGGAUGACCGAAAUUCUUAAUUUCAUUCUCCAUGGCAAGGAACCGGAUGAACCUUUAUCCGCUAAAAACCUACGGACUAAAUCUGCUAGAUAUUCGGUCAUAGGAGGACAAUUGUACCGGAGGGGUUUCUCAACCCCGUUACUCAAAUGUGUAGACUCGGCACAAUCUGAUUAUGUAUUACGGGAGAUUCAUCAAGGCAUUUGUGGAUCACAUUCGGGUGGACGAACCCUCGCAGCAAAAGUGUUAAGGGCAGGUUAUUAUUGGCCAACCAUCAAGAGUGAUUGUGCACAAUUCGUCAAAAAAUGCAUUCAAUGUCAAAAGCAUGGAAAUUUGAUCCACGCCUCGGCAGAACAACUUCAUACUAUCAGCUCGCCUUGGCCAUUCGCUCUGUGGGGCAUGGACUUGCUCGGCCCAUUCCCCAUAGCCAAGGGCCAGUGCAAAUUCUUGUUGGUGGCAGUUGAUUACUUUACAAAGUGGAUUGAGGCCGAGCCACUUGCUACCAUUACGGCAAGUAAUGUUCAGAAGUUUCUUUGGAAGAACAUUAUUACGCGUUUCGGAAUACCAUACGCCAUCAUCACUGACAAUGGACUCCAGUUUACAGAUCGCAAGCUCAACAAGUUUGUGGAAGACUUGGGUAUUCGACACCGCUUCACCUCAGUCGAACACCCACAAUCAAAUGGGCAAGCUGAAGCAGCGAAUAAGGUUAUUCUUGGUGAGUUGAAGAAACGCUUAGGCGACGCCAAAGGAGCUUGGACCGAAGAGUUGCUGGAGGUCCUAUGGGCCUAUCGGUGCACACCACAGUCAACAACAAAAGAAACUCCUUUUCGGCUAACGUAUGGUACGGAUGCUAUGAUUCCUGUUGAAGUGGGAGAGCCAUCGUUUCGGAGGCAAUAUUUCAAUGAAGACAGCAAUGAGGCAUCCCUCCGGGCCGAAAUCGACAUGGUCGAUGAAGUUCGUGCCCAAGCUCAGAUUAUGGUGGAAGCUUGCAAACAGCGAAUGGCAAGGCGAUUCAACUCAUCACUCGUCAAGAGGGAGUUUCAGAUAGGAGACCUCGUGUGGAGGGUUCAAGGGUCGGCAAGACGCAAUCCUAGGGAAGGCAAGCUGGCGGCUAAUUGGGACGGCCCGUUUCGUAUUCGCCAUAACCUUGACAAUGGAGCAUAUAAGCUCGAGGAACUGUCGGGCAAGGUCGUUCCAAGAACAUGGAAUUCGUCUCACCUGAAAGUGUAUUUUAGCUAG
Cajanus cajan (pigeon pea) is the source of this 5325-nucleotide messenger RNA. RefSeq names its product transposon Ty3-I Gag-Pol polyprotein. Lineage: Eukaryota; Viridiplantae; Streptophyta; Magnoliopsida; Fabales; Fabaceae. The record is from RefSeq and is a predicted model, not a curated record. Gene Ontology annotation, molecular function: nucleic acid binding; RNA-DNA hybrid ribonuclease activity. Gene Ontology annotation, biological process: DNA integration.